GACCUCUUAAACUCUCUUCCAUGACCUGGCGCAGUUGUUGGUGGUGUACUUCUCCAGCUUUCUACAAUGGCGAUAUCAAUGGCUUACUGCACUUCUUCCUCCACCGCAGCCACUUCUCCUCUGGUUCGAUAUUCACCUUGUAAUUCUACUAUAUCCACAAGGCUCACGUUCUUCCCCCUCCCCUUCCGUUCCAAUCGCCGCCGCUCAAUUCGAAUAGCAACCGCUUCUCUCCCCGCCGUCAAUUCUCCGUCCACGAGUUCCUCUGGCAGUCAGAAGAAUCUUUUGUUGGAAGUCAAGGAUUUGACUGCUGUAAUUGCAGAAUCUAGGCAGGAGAUUCUCAAGGGUGUUAACCUUGUCGUCAACGAAGGAGAGGUUCAUGCCAUCAUGGGAAAGAACGGUUCUGGAAAGAGCACAUUUGCAAAGGUACUCGUUGGGCACCCAGAUUAUGAGAUUACAGGUGGUAGUAUUCAAUUUAAAGGAAGUGAUUUGCUUGAAAUGGAGCCAGAAGAAAGGUCGCUUGCAGGGUUGUUUAUGAGUUUCCAGUCCCCGGUUGAGAUUCCAGGUGUCAGCAAUAUUGACUUUCUAAAUAUGGCUUACAAUGCACGAAGGAGGCAACUUGGUCUAGCAGAGCUGGGGCCAAUUGAGUUUUAUGCAUACAUCUUCCCCAAACUUGACCUUGUGAACAUGAAGACGGAUUUUCUCAAUCGAAAUGUCAAUGAAGGGUUUAGUGGUGGAGAAAGAAAGCGUAAUGAGAUUUUACAACUUGCGGUCCUGGGUGCAGAGAUGGCAAUACUGGAUGAAAUAGAUUCUGGAUUGGAUGUUGAUGCACUUCGUGACGUAGCAAAAGCAGUGAAUGGGCUUUUGACACCAAAGAAUUCAGUGUUAAUGAUUACUCAUUAUCUACGACUUCUGGAAUUUAUAGAACCAUCUUGCAUACAUAUAAUGGAGGAUGGAAAAAUUGUGAAAACUGGAGACAUCUCUAUAGCGAAACUGCUUGAAGAGGAAGGGUACAAAGCAAUUUCCACUGCAUAAUUGCAUGUACAUUGGUAGCUCUCUCUUCUUGCUGUUCUCUUUUACUUGAUGAAAAUAUUUUCUUUUUGAUAAUAUUAUACAAUCUAAUUCAAGUGUUUUGUCCAUCUCGAUUUUGGUAAUCUUAAAUAUCGAGAAUCGCUCGGUGUGUAUUCGGGGGUCUGCAUGGUUAUCAAUUCAAACUAGUGAUGCAUCAGUACUGUUAAUUCUUACUUGGAUGCCUUUGUAAUAUGAUGUUUAUUUGAGGGAGUUGGAAGAAAUGGCAAUAAAGCAUUAUGAAAGGCUUCAAGAGAUACAUUGGAUAA
This is a messenger RNA of Cucurbita moschata (crookneck pumpkin), 1334 nucleotides long. Its product is annotated as ABC transporter I family member 6, chloroplastic. The transcript has 6 exons. NCBI's taxonomy places the organism in Eukaryota, Viridiplantae, Streptophyta, Magnoliopsida, Cucurbitales, Cucurbitaceae. Gene Ontology annotation, molecular function: ATP hydrolysis activity; ATP binding. The record is from RefSeq and is a predicted model, not a curated record. The coding region runs from base 67 to 1032 and encodes 321 amino acids.